AUGAAGCUCUUCUGGCUGCUCCUCUGCCUCGCAGGGCUGGUCCCCGCCAGCUGCAACGUGUUACAGUUUGGUGCAAUGAUUACAUUCAAGACCAAGAAAUCGCCGCUGUCCUACAAUGGUUACGGCUGGCACUGCGGCUUGGGGGGAUCCAAACAGCCGCUGGAUGCGACUGACUGGUGCUGCCAUGCCCACGACUGCUGCUACAAGAAGGUGGCUUCCUCUAGCUGCAGUCCCAAACUGGUCAUGUACGAAUACACCACCUUGGGAAGCCAGAUCAUCUGUGGAUCCAAGACUUGGUGCAAAAGACAGAGCUGCGAGUGCGACAGGCAGGCGGCAGAGUGCUUCCAAAAGACAGCCAGGACCUACCACAACCCUUACAAGAAUUACCCCUGGUUUCUGUGCAAGGGCAAAACUCCCUCCUGCUAG
Balearica regulorum gibbericeps (East African grey crowned-crane) is the source of this 426-nucleotide messenger RNA. Its product is annotated as group IIE secretory phospholipase A2. Gene Ontology annotation, biological process: phospholipid metabolic process; lipid catabolic process; arachidonate secretion. Lineage: Eukaryota; Metazoa; Chordata; Aves; Gruiformes; Gruidae. The record is from RefSeq and is a predicted model, not a curated record. Gene Ontology annotation, molecular function: calcium ion binding; phospholipid binding.